UUUCAUCAAAAUCUUCAAUACGUGACGUUAUGUUUUUGUCACCAGAAGCCGAGGGGUCCUCUCUCGUCUUUCUUUCACUUCUCCAGAAAGCGCAGAGGAGACUUUCGCAGCCCUGACGCCCUCGUAAGAGACGCUAUUUGACCACAAACACAGUACAUGAUGAAUGCUGUGGGGAGUGAUGGGAGCGUUCAGCAUUGUUAAGUGAGCUUAGUUGUUUGGUUAUCUGGAGUGUGCAUGGACUGAUGAACGCUGUCGAGCCUCCGACAACUAACAGAUCACCGACACCGAGAGAUAGAAUGCAGAUAUGACGACGGUUUUGUUGCUGAGAACUCCAUCUGAGAUUUGAGGAUUGUUAUGUGAGCUCAGGUGAAGUCCCAUCAUUUUAUGCUGGUGGAGAGGAGAGAGAUGCUUCACUCGGCUGCCAUGACAACAGGACUUAUCUUUGUCAACUGGCUCUUGUACACCAGCGCAUGGGGUAACCCCAUUGUGUCUGUGCCAGAGGGCGGAGAAAAAGAGCGUUUGGAGCGAGUUUUGACCCAGUCCAAAGAGAGCGCGCUGAGUCCCAGUGCAAAGCAGCGUCUGGAGGAGAUUAGUAAUCUUGAACUGGAAGGGAUCAAUGGGGGAAACAAAUCCAGUGCUAGAACCCGAUCCAAUUUAAGUCCCAUGAGACGAGUAUCCAAAAAGAAUUUAGAAGCCUGGGGCGAGCAGACCGAAGAAACUCCCACGGAGGGGGCGAACGUAUCUGUCGAGUCCAUCGAUGAGUAUGCGUACCCCGAUUACAGGGGCAAGGGCUGCAUGGAUGAGACAGGUUUUGUGUUCGCCAUAGGGGAGAAAUUUACUCCGGGACCAUCUACGUGUCCCUGCUUGUGCACCGACGAAGGUCCUUUUUGCGCCCAGCCUGAUUGUCCGAAACUUCACCCCCGUUGCCUGCGUGUUGACACUAGCCAGUGUUGUCCACAGUGCAAAGAAAAGAAAAACUACUGUGAAUUCAGAGGGAAGAUAUACUCAUCUUUGGAGGAGUUUAAGGUGUCUUCGUGUGAGAAGUGCCGUUGUGAGCCAAGCGGAGAGGUUUUGUGUUCGGUGUCAGCUUGCCCACAGACAGAUUGCGUUGAUCCAGAAUAUGAGCCCGACCAGUGCUGCCCAGUGUGCAAGAGCGGGCCAAACUGCUAUGCGGACAUGGCUGUGAUCCCGGCCGGCCGAGAGGUCAAGAUCAACGCAUGCACCAUCUGCUACUGCACAUACGAGGAGGGCACCUGGCGUAUCGAGCGGCAGGCCACCUGCAGCAAGAAUGAGUGCCAGCCGAGCUAAGGUGGCAACGCUCCCCGGCCUUCGCUCAGACAGCUGCGUAACGGCCGUCCCAGCUGCGGUCUGUAUCUGCUCAGCACGGUGACCCCUGGCCUCACACGCAGCCAAUACGCUGGCCCAGAGUGAUGUUACAUCAGUCACGGCCAUUUGUGACAGCUCAUGACUAUAUGAACUCAGAGUGUCCAAAAGCAUGCAGCGGAUGGAGCGGAUAACCUGGGAACACGACCAAAGGCCAGAGUGCUAAAUGCUAAAUUCCUCACGCUGCGAUGGAGCCUCUGAGUUGACAUAGCGUCAUGACGAGUGACAUUUAUACAUUAGAGUUACACAUAUAUAGCGUUAGAAUCAAGAGGCAUGGAGUUAAAUUCAACUAUAUUAGUAUUUCAACUUUAUAUUGAGAUUUAUAACCCAUAUAAAGGAUAUUUAUUUAUGUAUGUGCUGGUGAAACAAUAACGAUUAAAAUAUCUGAUAUUUUUUAUAGCCACUGUAUUUUGAUAUGCAGUUACGUUUAAUACCGGGUCCGACUGCUUAUCACAAUCCAUCUAAUGGGAAUGUAUUACACACCUGCCUGUGCGUCUGUCACAAGUCUGGAGGGAGGUUUCGUCAAAGAUGACAAGCUGCAGUCAGCAAUCGCAUACAACAUCUAACCCGAUGCCUUUUCAGGAUAGUAAAUGAAGCAGGAUUUGGAAGGGAAUCCAAAAAAAGAUGGAAAAAAGCUGCUUGCUCAUGUGUGCGUUCAUGUCUCUAUUUUGCUCUUAACGGAGGUUAAUUUUGCUAGUGAGAAGUGUUUUUAUGUACGUCUGU
Triplophysa dalaica is the source of this 2106-nucleotide messenger RNA. RefSeq names its product von Willebrand factor C domain containing 2 (gene vwc2). The coding region runs from base 385 to 1308 and encodes 307 amino acids. Gene Ontology annotation, biological process: negative regulation of BMP signaling pathway. Gene Ontology annotation, cellular component: AMPA glutamate receptor complex. The transcript is spliced from 4 exons. The record is from RefSeq and is a predicted model, not a curated record. Lineage: Eukaryota; Metazoa; Chordata; Actinopteri; Cypriniformes; Nemacheilidae. Gene Ontology annotation, molecular function: protein binding.